Molecule: messenger RNA, 4426 nt
Organism: Lineus longissimus
Lineage: Eukaryota; Metazoa; Nemertea; Pilidiophora; Heteronemertea; Lineidae
Product: leucine-rich repeat-containing protein 41-like
Exons: 5
Coding region: 62-706 (214 amino acids)
Molecular function (GO): protein binding
Source: RefSeq, a predicted model, not a curated record
UUACAGUGGUACUCAUCAUCUUAGCCUUGUUGAUUUCCGGACCAAUUGGGACGAAACGUUCAUGGCUCACCUGCUGCUUGUCUUGAAGCAUGAUCAAGGUCUCCGCCGUCUAACCUGGCAUAACGCACAUAAGAUUUUAAAUGAAGAAUUCACCUCUGCAAUGGAAACUUUAGCAGAUGUUAAUCGUUUGGAGUACUUAGAGAUAAAAUUCUUGCUGAUAAGCUGCAAGGAGAGGGAGGAGGCACUCAUCAAAGUGAUCAGUAAUGCAACUAAUCUCAGAGUUCUUAAUCUGUCAGAUUGUGACCUGCAGCAUCAGCUGGUUCUUUCUGAUGGUUUCAUCGAAGCUCUUGCCAGUUCAAACAUCAGAGAGUUAUGUUUGUCUGAAAACAAACUUGGUAAUAAAGUGUUAACUGCCAUCACCAGAGUUCUAAAAGCCCAGCAGCCUAACAUCAAGCUUACCAGCAUCGACAUAAGUGAAAACUGUAUCGAUGUCGACGGACUCCUAGAAUUUGCCGAGUCCCUUGGAACGGUUAUGUCCAACCACAGCCAUUCAACAAUCCUGAGGAAGCUGACGGCAGAUUACAAUGUCAGGUCGUGUGAGGAACAAGAGAUAGUCCUGAAAGUUUUCUCUGCAUUGGUUAGAGAAAUAUCUGUAAAAGGGAUUUCUAAUUAUUCUAAUUUUGCAGAAUUUGAGGCGCAGAUGUAGGAUUUUGGUGCGAGAUGAUUAGCAAAUGACCUUCUCGUCUCUACAGUUGCUGAACAAACUUUAACAUUUCUUCAUUGCAUGUUAAUUGCAAAGCAGGAAAUUCAUUUACCCUUUGAUGAAAAAGUAUCUUUUAUUUCAAACUGGUUGGCAUUACUAUAAAUCAUUUCAUCCACAAUCCUGCUGUCUGUAAGAAUGUGGAUUACUAAUCUACUCCUACUAAAUAGACGCUACACUCACUGUACUUGUCAUUGCUGUAGUUCUAUUUUGUUUCUCUUUGAUGUCACAUUUGUAUCAUCUAAACAUAAAAGCUGUUGGCAGGUUUGCCCCUAGCUGAGGUUUUUACUACCCCCUUGUUAGCCUCUUAGUCAGUCUGUUGGGCUGAUGCCAGUCUGGAGUGUGUCCAUAAUCCAGUUGGGUUGAUGUUCUUAAUAUUGCUGAUUUAUGAGAGGAAAAAGGCUGCAGAAAUCUACCUGGUGUGAUGGUUUCUUAUUGAAGUCUGCAAGACCCACAGGUGCACUGGCGCUAUAGGCUGUUCCUGAUUUCUGAGUCGUUUGCUGAUGCACCCUCCCCCAGCUAUGCGGUGUUCAAUUUUCAUGAGGAGACUGUGCCUUUAAGUGUUGUAAUCAUCGAUUCUUAAUUAGCACAAGUUCCUUUCUUUACUCGAGAUCUGUUUUCAUUUCUUAGCAUCUGCACAGGAUUAGGUAGAGCCAAAUUGUGUUUCAUGACAAGUUGACCGAAGAUAAUACUGUAUAUUGUAUCAAAGAAGUAUAAGUAAAUAUAGUAUUCUUACUGUGGACUCACUUAACAUGCAUCUACCUGCAUUCACCCUUUCAUUUUAGGUGCAGGUAAAAACAUGCAUGCGUUUUUCAUGCAACAUGCACAGGUGAUUUCCGAUGCAUGUGUAAGAUAGACAGUGCCUUAGCUUGAGGUAAACAGAUUAUGGCUAUGAAUGGAUUUUUGUCUGAAACAUUUUAAAGCCCAAGUAGCAUCUGGCUUUACCCCUCAUCCUGAUUCCUCAAAAACACAUAUUUCGGAGUGGCCUGGGGAACCCCCAAAUUUGUCGAAGUUAACCAAGUGGAGGCCUUCUUGCAAUCAGAAUAGUUGGGCCUACCCACAUACCAGUUAACAUUGCACCAUCGUCGGUUUAGUGUCUGGACCAUUUCCAAGCAGUGUUAAGCUCGGCCAGCUUCAUGUAUACAAAUGUACCCUGACUCAUCCCUUUUUGGCUCACCGUAGGGGAGUCUUUACAAUACCGCAGUGUCCGUCGUCCGUCGUCGUCUGUCGUCGUCCGUCGUCGUCGUAUCCUGUUUCAAAAACAGUGGCACGUUUCUUAACCGCUAAGCCUAUGAACUUGUAACUUUGUACACAGGACUCCCUUGGUCAGAUGACCUGUGACACUAAAUUUCGAUCCGAUCUGAUUCUUAAUUUGGCCACCAGGGGGCCGAAUGUAGAUAUCUAAAAAGUGUGAUAUCUCGCUUAUUAAUGACUUGUUUGGAAUGAAAUUUUUGUGGUAGGUACUCAUAGCAAGGAUACAUCAUAUAUCAUACGGGUUUUUAAUUUGACCUACUUUUCAAGGUCACAGAGGUCAAAUGGCGUAAAUUGGCUGUUUCAGUGUAACUAUGGCACGUUUCUCAACCGCAACAGCUAUGAACUUGAAACUUGGUACAUAUAACCCCCUAUAUCAGAUAACCUCUUGUGCUGAAUAUCGGUCCGAUCUGAUUCUCAAUUUGGCCACCAGGGGGUCGAAUGUGGAUAUCUAAAUAGUGUGAUAUCUCGCUUACUGAUGACUUGUUUUCGAUAAAACUUUUGUGGUAGGUACUCAUAGCAAGGAUACAUCAUAUAUCAUAUGGGUUUUUAAUUUGACCUACUUGUCGAGGUCACAGAGGUCACAACGCAGACACAGAUAUGGCCGAAAUUGCAUGUUUUGUGUUUUUCGUGUUGUGGCAAUCCAAAGGUCGUGAGUUCAAACCCCGGUCAGGGACGGCCAAAAAUAUUUUUUUAUUUUAUUAUUUUUUAUCUUUUCCCUUUUGUCUUUUCUGACUUGUAUCUUACAUUUUCUUGAUUUUUGGCUCACCGUAGGGGAGUCUUAUGUAAUACCGCAGUGUCCGUCGUCCGUCGUCCGUCGUCGUAUCCUAUUUAAAAAACAGUGGCACGUUUCUUAACCGCUAGGGCUAUGAACUUAAAACUUUGUACACAGCACCCCCUAGGUCAGGUGACCUCUGACACUAAAUUUCGGUCCGAUCUGAUUCUCAACUUGGCCACCAGGGGGCCAAAUGUCGAUAUCUAAAAAGUGUGAUAUCUCGCUUAUUAGUGACUUGUUUUCGAUGAAACUUGCGUUGUAGGUACUCAUAGCAAAUAUACAUCUUAUAUCAUACGGGUUUUUAAUUUGACCUACUUUUCAAGUUCACAGAGGUCAUAUGGCGUAAAUUGGCCGUUAGAGUGUAAACUAUAGCACGUUUCUUAACCACUAAAGCUAUGAACUUGAAACUUGGUACAUAUAACCCCCUAUAUCACAUAGCCUCUGGUGCUGAAUUUCAGUUUGAUCUGAUUCUCAACUUUGCCACCAGGGGGCCAAAAGUGGAUAUCUAAAAAGUGUGAUAUAUCGCUUAUAAGUGACUUGUUUUCGAUAAAAUUUUUAUGGUAGGUACUCUUAGGAAGAAUACAUCACAUGUCUUACGGGUUUUCAAUUUGACCUACUUUUCAAGGUCACAGAGGUCAUAUGGCGUAAAUUGGCCGUUGGAGUGUAAACUAUGGCACGUUUCUUAACCAGUAAAGCUAUGAACUUGAAACUUGGUGCAUAUAACCCCCUACAUCAGAUAACCUUUGAUGCCGAAUUUUGGCCUGAUCUGAUUCUUUAUUCGGCCACCAGGGGGCCAUAAUGGAAAAAGGAAGAAGUGCAAUAUCUUGCUUAUUUGAGUGAAUUGUUUUCGAUAAAAUUUUUAUGGCAGGGACUUCUAGCAAGGAUACACCACAUGUCCUACGAUUUUUGGAUUUGACCUCCUUUUCUAGGUCACAGAGGUCAAAUGGCGUAAAUUGGCCAUUAGAGUGUAACUAUGGCACGUUUCUUAACUGCUGAAGCUAUGAACUUGAAAGUUGGUACAUGUAACCCCCUACAUCAGAUAAUCUCUGACACCGAAUUUUGGCCUCAUCUGAUUCUUGAUUUGGCCACCAGGGGGUCAAAACUGAAAAAGUAGGACAUGCAAUAUCUUGCUUAUUAAUGACUUUUUUUCGAUGAAUUUUUUAUUGCAGGGACUCUUAGCAAUCACACGAUAUUGAUCUUGUUGAUGUCAUAGACAAUUAUUGGUUGGAUCAUAAACUUAUAUAUACUGCCCUGUCUUAUUACUUGACAUCAAUACACAUCUAAAAAAAGUCUUCAUGCCUGAUUGUGUUCACCAUAUUCACCUCUAAACUAAGCAUGAUCCUGCCUACUAAAAGAUGUAUACGGUGAGCACAAUGGCCCCUGGCCGUUUCAUUCAUCAGCAUCGCCCUCAGGUUGUAUGUUAUAUUUCCAGGAUGUUGUUUCAUUAUUACUCGGUUUCCACAUCCCAAAGAAAUCAGGGGUAAAUGUUCGCUUCUCGGGGCCCUGCACACAUCCUGAGAUACAGGUUUUUGAUACUCCUUCAUCGUAUACAAAAAUCGAGAGGCGGAGUAUAUUUAAAACCAGUGAUUAUGUCAGGAUGACAAACAAGGCGCAAAACAUAAGGUAGACGAUAGACGAUA